AUGCAGGAAAAUGGAAAUGAGGAACUAAAAGAAACAAACAGGUGUUUACGGAAAGUGACGGUUAGUGAAGUUCUGAAGCAUGUAUGUGGCCCUUUCGAAGAUGCUCUCAAGAAUCAAAUGCCAGGGCCUGUUUUGAAUAAGGCUACCUCAGUUGAAUGUACCAGUCCUCUCCUUUCCAGAGCAAGUGGAGCAGCUGCAGCUGAAGAACUGAGCACAGAGCCCUGGUAUCAAGGAAAAAUGACCAGGAAAGAAGCAGAACAGCUCUUAAAGAAAAGUGGAGACUUUCUGGUUAGGAAAAGUACCUCCAAUCCAGGAUCCUAUGUACUCACUGGAUUACAGAAUGGACAAGCCAAACAUCUUCUGUUGGUAGAUCCUGAAGGAGUUAUUCGUACAAAGGAUCGUACCUUUGAUAGCAUUAGCCACCUGAUCAAGCAUCAUCUUGAGUACAAUUUACCCAUUGUCUCUUCUGGAACUGAACUCUGCCUCCAACAGCCUGCUGAAAAAAAGUGACUGGCCCCGUGGCUGGUGAGAUGUGCAACAAGCCACAAUCAGAAAUAAAAGUGUAGCUGUAGGUCCAUAGAAAAAGAACAUCAUCCGUUGAGGUUUCUGUAGGCUGAAGAAAUAUCAGUUCUGCAGGGUACUAGAAUAAUAUGUUUUUAGGACUUCGGAAUAGGGAAGCAUUUAAAAAAAAAACACUGCUUAAAAGGAUUUUCAGAAAAGUGUCUUUACUCAAAGUGUUCUCAUUCCUUAACAGGAACACUGUUUGUGUACAUAUACACAUGUCCCAUUCUAUGUAGACAUGGUAGAUAGUUAUAUUUUUGAAGUCAAUCUGCUGAAGACAACAACCAUUUUUCUACUCUUCAGUGGAGUUUUAACAGAAGAAAAGAUCUGAGUUGUGUGUGAUUGUGAAGUUAGAAUAUACGUGUCACAAGUCUUGUUUCCUUUAGAAAAUUAAAGCUAAAAAAAAGUAAGAAAUGUAAUAUAAUAAGCACAAUAGUAGAAAGCAAA
Thamnophis sirtalis is the source of this 1008-nucleotide messenger RNA. The record is from RefSeq and is a predicted model, not a curated record. Lineage: Eukaryota; Metazoa; Chordata; Lepidosauria; Squamata; Natricidae.